Molecule: messenger RNA, 975 nt
Organism: Myiozetetes cayanensis
Lineage: Eukaryota; Metazoa; Chordata; Aves; Passeriformes; Tyrannidae
Product: olfactory receptor 51G2-like
Exons: 1
Coding region: 1-975 (324 amino acids)
Biological process (GO): G protein-coupled receptor signaling pathway
Cellular component (GO): membrane
Molecular function (GO): G protein-coupled receptor activity; olfactory receptor activity
Source: RefSeq, a predicted model, not a curated record
AUGGAGCAGGACUCACGUGCCACGCGGGAGUUCAAUGGCUCCUUCCAUCAGCCUUCAGCUUUCCUCAUGCUGGGCAUCCCAGGCCUGGAAGCCCUUCACCCCUGGAUCUCCAUCCCUUUCUGUGCUCUCUACCUCACUGCUCUCUUGGGGAACUGCACCAUCCUGUUCAUCAUCAAGAAGACCCAGAGUCUCCACGAGCCCAUGUACUACUUCCUGUGCAUGCUGGCGCUCACCGACCUGGGCCUGGCCCUCUGCACCCUGCCCACCACGCUGGGGCUCUUCUGGUUCAACCGGCGCAGGAUCGGGUUCGAUGAGUGCCUCACCCAGAUGUACUUCAUCCACAUCCUGUCCUUCAUCGAGUCCUCGGUGCUCCUGGCCAUGGCCUUCGACCGCUUCAUUGCCAUCUCCCGCCCCCUGAGACACCCCUCCAUCCUGACCAAGGCCACUGUCACAAAGAUAGGCCUGGCCAUCGUGCUGAGGGGGAUGGUUUCCCUCCUGCCCAUUCCCUUCCUGCUCAAGAGACUGACCUACUGUGGGAAGAUGGAGCUUUCCCACUCCUUCUGCUUCCACCCUGACAUCAUGAACCUGGCCUGUGCAGAUAUAAAGGUCAAUGUCUUCUAUGGCAUGAUCAUUCUCUUGUCCACGGUGGGGAUGGACUUCAUCUUCAUCGUGCUGUCCUACAUCCUCAUCAUCAAAACUGUCAUCAGCCUGGCCACCAGGGAGGAGUGUCUCAAGGCCCUGAACACGUGUGUGUCCCACAUCUGUGCUGUCCUGGUGUUCUUCAUCCCCAUGAUUGGACUGUCCAUGAUCCACCGCUUUGGGAAGAACGUUCCCCCUCUGGUCAAUACUUUGGUGGCCUACACCUACCUCAUCAUCCCCCCCGCCCUGAACCCCGUCAUCUACAGCAUCAAAUCCAGCCACAUCCGGGAGGCUUUGCUCAGGGCCCUGUGCAGGAAGAGUGGCUCUGACUGGUAG